CGUGACAAUGAACCCCCAGUGCGCCCGCUGCGGAAAAGUCGUGUAUCCCACGGAGAAAGUCAACUGCCUGGACAAGUAUUGGCAUAAAGGAUGUUUCCAUUGUGAAGUCUGCAAGAUGGCUCUCAACAUGAACAACUACAAAGGCUAUGAAAAGAAGCCCUAUUGCAAUGCACACUACCCAAAGCAGUCCUUCACUACUGUGGCAGACACACCUGAAAAUCUUCGCCUGAAGCAGCAAAGUGAAUUGCAGAGUCAGGUCAAGUACAAAAGAGAUUUUGAAGAAAGCAAAGGGAGGGGCUUCAGCAUUGUCACAGACACUCCUGAGCUACAGAGACUGAAGAGGACUCAGGAACAAAUCAGUAAUGUAAAAUAUCAUGAGGAUUUUGAAAAGACAAAGGGGAGGGGCUUUACCCCUGUGGUGGAUGACCCAGUGACAGAACGUGUGCGGAAGAACGCCCAGGUUGUCAGCGAUGCUGCCUACAAAGGGGUCCAUCCUCACAUCGUGGAGAUGGACAGGAGACCUGGGAUCAUCGUUGCACCUGUUCUUCCUGGAGCUUACCAGCAAAGCCAUUCCCAAGGCUAUGGGUACAUGCACCAGACCAGCCUGUCAUCCAUGAGGUCAAUGCAGCAUUCACCAAACCUAAGGACCUACCGAGCCAUGUACGAUUACAGUGCUCAGGAUGAAGAUGAAGUCUCCUUCAGGGAUGGCGACUACAUUGUCAAUGUGCAGCCCAUCGACGAUGGCUGGAUGUACGGGACGGUGCAAAGAACAGGGAAGACGGGGAUGCUGCCCGCCAACUACAUUGAGUUUGUUAAUUAAGUCCUCCUUGCCGUUGAGCUUUGUUCUAAUGUAUACUAAACCCAAUCUUUUUAAGAGAUAGAAGAUACUUUUAAGACGACUUGGCAGUUAUUUUACAAUAAUCUAUCCUUAUUUGGACAGGUAGACACACAGGUACCAGGAUGAAGGAAUUAAUUCUGGGCUGAAAACAGCAGCAUGUACAGUGAUUCCUGUAAACAAAAUAAUUAGGUCUGGAGACCUGGUGCUGCUAAUUGUGUUCAUGGUUUCCUUUGAUUGGCUAUUGAACCCUUCUGGGAAAUGUAUUUUUGUAGACUUUAGUAGAGAUGUUGAUUGUCCCUUAAAUGUAAAGAGUAUACGAAACUUCUUAGCUGCCACUUGGGAAUCACCAGAAGCCAAUUCUUUGAAUUCAGUAACACAGCCGAUAAUUUAAAAACCAUUUUGCUUUUGAGUCUUUAGGCAAUUUCCAAUUCAAGUGAAAACUGCCUAAUACAAAAAAUGUUAGCAGUGGCAGAAUGACACUUUGGUUAAAAUUCUACUGACUGGUGGCCUCAGAUGCCUAGAAUCUUCUACUAACAAGGAAAUUUCUUUGUUCUUUUGUCUGACUUGGAUCUAUUUCUCAUUUGUACCAAGGCAAUCCUACACUCUGUUCACAUUCUGUGGACCCAAGUCUAUGCAGGCCCACAAAAUGGCAGGACAAAAUAAUUCACAGCUACUCUGCAAAGGGCAAAAUUUAAGGUCAUUUAUAUUAUUUCCCUACUAAGCUUUAUCCUGUUGCAUGUCAUAUAGGUUCAAGCUUUGUAACAUAGGCAGCUGCACUGCCCACUCCUGUUAUUAAAGCAAAAAGUGAGGCUGACAUUCUAAAAAUCUUUCCUCUGUGCCAGCUCUCAGAGAAACAUGUUUUGAAAAGUUGCUUGAGAUUCUCCUGCUGCAUUGCACUCUAGUUUUGGAAGAUUUACACCUUAGAAAAUAGUUGUAUACUCUAGUAAAUAAGUGAUAGGGGUUUAUUGAACAGCUUUCAUUAAAUUAAUGCCAGCGACAUUAAGAAAAGAAGAAAACUUGACAGGACCCAGUGUGGGGAAAAAGGACAGAAUAUGAAAUGUGCUGAAGAAAACCUAGCAAACAAAGCAUUGCCAGCUUUGCAAAGGGAAAGAUGAUCAGGUUAAUUUGGAACGUGGUACUCAGAUUCUGGAGUGGAAAUCUACCCACUGAAGCUGGUUAAUGAAAAGACUUCCUUUCCCUUUUCUUUUUUUUUUUUUUUCUAAAUCAUGUUUAGGGGAUACAAUAGGAAUGUCAACAGAGAUUCUCAGUAUUGGUCCACAAGUUGUUCACUAAAAAAAGAAAUGAUCACUUUGGACUUUCAAAUGAGUGACCUUGCAAGCAUUUGCUGGAUUCUCAGCUGUAGCUGUAGCCCUUGCUGGCAGUCAUGAGUCAGUUUCUCUUGGAGUCUGUAGUCAAGCUCCGCUAAGAGAUUCAUUUCCAUCAGCAAUUCCAGGUUUUUCUGAUUGUGCCAUUUAUUGGGACUUGCAGCAGGGUAACAUUCUUGUAAGAGCUCACUCUGCAGUAGUGAUGAAAUUGGAUAAAAAACAUUUACAGAAAUGUAAUAAUAUGUUAGGUCUUGUAUAGUAUAUUGAAGAAAAUUAACAAAAUAUCCUGUAAGAUAAUUUUUGUUGAAAUACUUAGUCCAAAGGCAGAUU
Molecule: messenger RNA, 2493 nt
Organism: Condylura cristata (star-nosed mole)
Lineage: Eukaryota; Metazoa; Chordata; Mammalia; Eulipotyphla; Talpidae
Gene: NEBL
Product: nebulette
Exons: 7
Coding region: 8-820 (270 amino acids)
Cellular component (GO): focal adhesion
Molecular function (GO): actin filament binding
Source: RefSeq, a predicted model, not a curated record